Messenger RNA from Schizophyllum commune H4-8, 1103 nucleotides. Its product is annotated as 14-3-3 protein. The transcript is spliced from 5 exons. The record is from RefSeq and is a predicted model, not a curated record. The coding region runs from base 246 to 1034 and encodes 262 amino acids. NCBI's taxonomy places the organism in Eukaryota, Fungi, Basidiomycota, Agaricomycetes, Agaricales, Schizophyllaceae.
GAGUCGGCCCUCGGCCAGAACAAUGGUGGCGCAAACAACGUGUCGCCACUGCUUGCCUUCGAACACCCGACAUGCGCGUGUCCCGUACCCUUUUGUCAGCCCGCUUGGGGGCGGCGGGCCUCGGGUCAGAGGCAGCUGAUCGGGAGCGCUGCCAAUGCGCGACACCCCCGUGUCGGAGGGGUGCCCUGGGCCCAUAGCGCGUAUAAAGACUACACGAGGAGGUAGCCGAGGUGCGUUAUCCGACCAUGGUCGCAAAACAGCAGACGAGACGGCGUGAUACUCGCUCUAUGGCUCACCCUCCGAGGGAGCAGUGCCUCUUCAUCGCAGAGUUGGCGGGCGAGGCGGAACGAUUCGACGAUGUCGUCACGCAGAUUAAGACUAUUAUCAUGAACAUUGACCAACGGUUGGCCAUCGAGGAGCGAAAUCUGCUAUCCGUGGCGUACAAGAAUAUUACCAAUAACCUUCGGGCCAGCUGGCGCAUUGUCGACACGCUCGAGAAGGUGCAGGCGGCCCGCUCGAAGAACGCGGCGUCCAGGCAGCUCCAGCUUAUCCGCCACCAACGAGAGACCAUCGAGAAAGAGCUCACGAACGUCUGCAAGGACAUCGUAGAGCUGCUUGACAAGCAACUCCUCCCUCACGCCCAGCCGGGCGAGGAACAGGUGUUCUACUCGAAGAUGAAGGGCGACUACUACCGAUACUUGGCCGAAUUCGCGCAGAAGCAUGAACGCGAGAAGUUCGGUGACUACUCCUUGAACGCGUACAAGAUUGCGUACCAGCGCGCAGUGACGACUUUGGAUCCCAUACAUCCAACACGACUCGGUCUCGCCCUCAACUUCUCCGUGUUCUACCACGAUGUUCGCAAGAGCCCGGAACGCGCUUGCUUCGUGGCCAAGAGCGCGUUCGACGACGCCAUCUCCGUACUCGAGGGCACCGACCCCUCGCAAAGUACGGCCUUCCGCGACUCCCUCAUGAUCCUCCAGCUCCUCAAGGACGACCUACUACUGUGGGCAGACGAAAUGAAAGAGGCGGAUUGACGAAGGGAUCGGAUCGAGGAAGGAUGCACAUCGAGGAAGAGAAGGAACGAGGAGCUCUAUGCAAUAAGU